CAUUUUUAAGAUUUAUUUAUAUAUUUUUAUGCAUGUGAGUAUACAGUAGUUGUCUUCAGACACACUAGAAGAGGGCAUCAGAUUCCAUUAUAGAUGGUUGUGAGCCACCAUGUGGUUGCUGGAAAUUGAACUCAGGACCUCUGGAAGAGCAGUCAGUGCUCUUCAACUGAGUCAUCUCUCCAGCCUCCCACAAGUUAAUACUCUUAACUACAAUAAAUAACAACAGAAAAGUAUAAACAGCUAUUAUCCAGAUAAUGUGAGUUUACACUAAGAAACAUCAAGUUUUCUACUCAGUUCCCCAAAAGUGGGUUCUAAUUUCCUAGUUAAAAAAAUUUACUUUUGUGUAUGACAGUCUGACCUCAGCAAUUCCCACUACAGCAAAGAAUGCUAAAAAAACAAACAAAAAACCCCAAAAACAAACAAACAAAAAAACCCCAAAAGCUCCAAAAUAACAAGAAGGAGAAAUGAUUGAUCGUAGCAUACAAAAUAGGAACACACUUGUAUGUAAACAGAUUUAAGUUACGGUUGAUAAGGUUGUGGAAACUAUUUUUCCUGGAAAUUAAGAGACAGGACCAUUACACGCAAAGGGGUUUUGAACUUCUGGUCCUCUUAGCUUCCAGACAGUUGGAAUUACAGGUGUGCAGCACACACCUCUGUUACACUUAGGUUUUGUUUUUUUCCCCUCUGGACCAAUCAGUUUAGCUAGCACAUUCUCACGUGUUAGCGAAUAAAUAUAAACACUAAGGUUGCAGGGUGGGCAUUCGGGCUUGUGGCAGGGCGGAUUACCACGGAGAAGUCUGGCUGUGAGGGACACAGGACUGGAGAGGCCAUCUCAGAGGACAGCCCUAAAGCCAGUGUACUAGUUCGGCAGCUCAUUAUCUGAGUUCCGCGCUGGGCAAGGUCGAGACCGCGACUAUAGAACGUGACCGGACACAGCCACGCCCAGAAUGCCCAGGGGUCGGGCCUCAGAACGUGGGAUUGGGCCAGGCUUCUAGACGUCCCCAAAGGCUGCACGGUGCCCGGAUGCUUCUGAACCGGGGACAGGGAGGGUGACCCACGCCCAGCGCAGGGCAGUAGACGCGGUCCUCACGCCCCUCCUCGCUAGGCGGUUCCCGGCAGGCUCCGGUCCUCUAGACAUAGACUCUGGGCGGGGUUCUGUGCAAUCGAGGUCCACUCAUUGGCCCUGGACGCCGUGACCCGCCCAGGACUGGCGGCGCGCCUAGGCUGUGGGGCGGAGCCUGAGAGUUCCCGCCAAAAUCGCGUAGCCGGUUCCUCCCCCGUGGGCUAAGUCGCGCCCUCCCUGUUUUUUCAAACCGGGGCUGGGCGGGGAUUGGUGGGCUGGGCCCUCACGUGGUUAACGGUCGCGGGAAGCCGCGGAUCCCGAACUUGCGGCCGAACUUGCGGAGACUUUCUCCAGCACUGGACCGGCCAGUCUCCGCUGGACAUACCGCGCCGCAGCCGUCACCGUCGCCGCGUCGGGAGCUUGGCGAGCUUCGGAGCCGCCGCCGCGCAGGCCCGCUGCAGCCUCUGCCCAGCGCGCCCGAUCGCACGUGGCGGACCCGCCCCCUGUGCCAGCCGCGACCUGGACGCCGCCGGCCUGUGCUCGCCGGUCCUCUCUUCUCCGGUGCUCCGCCGUGACUGCAGCCGUGAAAUGAGCUUCUUGAGCCGACAGCAGCCGCCGCCCACCCGCCGCGUCGCAGCCGCCUGCAGUUUGCGGCAGAAGCUCAUCUUCUCACCCGGCAGCGACUGUGAGGAGGAAGAGGAGGAGGAGGAGGAAGGCAGCGGCCACAGUACCGGGGAGGACUCGGCCUUCCAGGAACCUGAUUCGCCCCUGCCUUCUGCACGCAGCCCUGCCGAGGCCGAGGCGGAGCGCCGCCGCCGCUCGCCCGGCACAGAGCCCAGCAGCCCCGGAGAGCUGGAGGACGACUUGCUGCUGCGGGGCGGCGGCGGGGGCGCGCAAGCGGCGGGUGGAGGCGCGGAGGGCGACUCUUGGGAGGAGGAGGGUUUCGGCUCCUCGUCGCCGGUCAAAUCACCUGCCACCGCCUACUUUCUGGGCAGCUCCUUCUCGCCGGUGCGCUGCGGCGACCCGGGGGAUGCCUCCCCGCAGGGUUGCGGGGCUCCGCGGGCCAUGGAGGACCCCUGUUCGCCGCAGCCCGACUACCCGAGCACCCCUCCGCACAAGACCUUCCGCAAGCUGCGCCUGUUCGACACGCCGCACACUCCCAAGAGUUUGCUUUCCAAAGCUCGAGUUAUUGAUUCCAGCUCUGUUAAACUCCGGGGUAGUUCUCUAUUCAUGGACACAGAAAAAUCAGGAAAAAGAGAAUUCGACAGACGGCAAACUCCUCAAGUGAAUAUUAACCCCUUUACUCCGGAUCCUGUAUUGCUUCAUUCCUCAGGACGGUGUCGUGGGAGAAAGAGAGCAUAUUUUAAUGAUUCCUCUGAAGAUAUGGAAGCCAGUGAUUAUGAGUUUGAAGAUGAAACAAGACCUGCCAAAAGAAUUACAAUUACUGAAAGCAAUAUGAAGUCACGAUAUACAACUGAAUUUCAUGAGCUGGAGAAAAUUGGUUCUGGAGAAUUUGGUUCUGUGUUUAAAUGUGUAAAGAGGCUAGAUGGAUGCAUUUAUGCUAUUAAACGAUCAAAGAAACCAUUGGCUGGCUCUGUUGAUGAGCAGAAUGCUUUGAGAGAAGUCUAUGCUCAUGCUGUGCUUGGACAGCACCCCCAUGUGGUUCGCUAUUUCUCUGCCUGGGCAGAAGAUGAUCACAUGCUUAUACAGAAUGAAUACUGUAAUGGUGGGAGUUUAGCUGAUGCUAUAAGUGAGAACUACAGAGUCAUGAGCUACUUUACUGAAGUAGAGCUGAAGGAUCUCCUUUUACAAGUUGGCCGGGGCUUGAGAUACAUACAUUCAAUGUCUUUGGUUCACAUGGAUAUAAAACCUAGCAAUAUUUUUAUAUCUCGAACCUCAAUCCCAAAUGCUGUCUCUGAGGAAGGAGAUGAAGAUGACUGGAUAUCCAACAAAGUUAUGUUUAAAAUAGGUGAUCUUGGGCAUGUAACAAGAAUCUCUAGUCCUCAAGUUGAAGAAGGUGAUAGUCGUUUUCUAGCAAAUGAAGUUUUACAAGAGAACUAUAGCCAUCUACCGAAAGCAGAUAUUUUUGCUCUUGCUCUCACAGUCAUAUGUGCUGCUGGUGCUGAACCCCUGCCCAGAAAUGGAGACCAGUGGCAUGAAAUUCGGCAGGGUCGGUUACCUCGGAUUCCACAAGUGCUUUCCCAGGAGUUGACAGAGUUGCUAAAAGUUAUGAUUCACCCUGAUCCAGAGAGAAGGCCUUCAGCAAUGGUGCUGGUGAAGCAUUCAGUGUUGCUAUCUGCAUCUAGAAAGAGUGCAGAGCAGUUACGAAUAGAAUUGAAUGCUGAAAAAUUCAAAAAUUCUCUUUUGCAGAAAGAACUCAAGAAAGCCCAAAUGGCAGCCAAAGUUGCAGCUGAGGAACGGGCGCUCUUCACAGAUCGGAUGGCCACCAGAUCCACCACCCAGAGUAAUAGAACUUCUCGACUUAUUGGAAAGAAAAUGAACCGCUCUGUCAGCCUUACUAUAUACUGAACUGCUCACACUCCCCAACCUCUCUCCCUCAAAGGAAAAAAACUGUGACAAGAGGAAGCUAGGUUGAAAUCACUGCUAGAAUCCACUUUGCCAUUUCUUUGCCCAUUGGUAUCAGUAGUUUUCCUAAAAUGCCUUUUAUGACUUUUGUGAAUUACAGUUGAGAGCUGAAUUCUGACUUGGCUCUGUCAGGCUUUUGUCUCAUCUUCCCAUCUGUUUCAUGUAGGAUGUCAGUCACUGUUGGAUGUUCCCGCACCCUUUGCGGGGUGCACCACUGUGGUGGUGUGCUGCUUCUCACUCACUGUUGCAGUGUGAUUGCAGUGUGAUGAAAGGUGUCUUUCCUUGUUUUGACCUGUAGAAAGGACUCAAGGGCUUUACUGCAAACAUCCUCUCCCUUCCAAAAGGGAAAUUGCUCAGAGACUCAGUACUACUCAGCCUCCAAUGUACCUGUGUCAAUCUUUUCUUUUUUCUAUUGUGAAUUAUACUUGUAUAUCCAACUGGGAGCACUUUAGGCAUCACGUGCACCAUGGGAUGGUCAUUCUGUGGAAGCCUUGCCUUGUGAAUUUGCUGCUAUUUUAGUUUCCUCUUGCUGUAAAACUAGCAUUAAACAAUCAUUGUUGUUAAUAGGCUUUCUUUCAAAACAAUUAUGUGAAAUAUGUAGCUGCUCUUCAUGGAAAGCAGCUUCGCCUCUUUUCUUUGGACUUUGAAGCUAGUGCACUGAAAAAAGUGCACCUACCCCUCCCUGUUUGAAUGCUGUAUUAAUGUAGUAUAAUUAUUACUGGUUUUGUAAAUUUUUCUUAUAAUGUCCUCUGACUUUAAAACAUGUUUCCUUCCUCCUGUCAAGUCUUGUACUUGGUUGUAUGGUUAGCCUAUUUUUAAAUGUUUUGCCCAGUUUCUCUUCAAUAUUUGUGUAUAUAAACUGAUCUUGGUAAUACUGUACAUAGCUGUUUAAAAUACCAGAAAGACUUCUGACUAUUCCAAGUUUUUCACAAAAUACAUUUUACCUGUGAUUAGCCAUUUGACUAACAAUGUUUGGCUAGUAGAAGUUGCUCUCCAAAAGGGAGAAGAAAUGUCUCAUUUAUUUUCCUAUUAACUUUGCUCUGAAACACAUUUGCACUUGUCUGUUUGACUUGUGUCUUAUUAACAUUGUCUGGUGUAUUAAAAGUCAUUCUGUGCUUACCUUAA
Messenger RNA from Arvicanthis niloticus (Nile rat), 4774 nucleotides. RefSeq names its product WEE1 G2 checkpoint kinase (gene Wee1). Gene Ontology annotation, biological process: mitotic cell cycle; protein phosphorylation. The record is from RefSeq and is a predicted model, not a curated record. Gene Ontology annotation, cellular component: cytoplasm; nucleus. NCBI's taxonomy places the organism in Eukaryota, Metazoa, Chordata, Mammalia, Rodentia, Muridae. Gene Ontology annotation, molecular function: magnesium ion binding; non-membrane spanning protein tyrosine kinase activity; ATP binding.